Molecule: messenger RNA, 3651 nt
Organism: Bufo bufo (common toad)
Lineage: Eukaryota; Metazoa; Chordata; Amphibia; Anura; Bufonidae
Product: proline dehydrogenase 1, mitochondrial-like
Exons: 14
Coding region: 55-1905 (616 amino acids)
Cellular component (GO): mitochondrion
Molecular function (GO): proline dehydrogenase activity; FAD binding
Source: RefSeq, a predicted model, not a curated record
GUGGGCAGUAUCAUCUGAGCGUAGCCCUCACGUGGACUCUUCCCAGCAUCACCCAUGGCGUGCAGCAAGAUGUGUGUGAGGCUCGCCGCCAGCCUCAGGUGCCCGUUCACACUGCCGGUGCGCUUCAGCUCCACAGUAGCCGAGGCCAAGGAGCAGGCUGCAGAGGAUGGAGCACCGGGGAAGCCAUGUCCCGUCAGCUCCGGAGCGGACCACAUGGAGAGGAGCCGGCUCCACAAGCCUUGCCCUGCUGUCACCAUCACGUUUGAGAACACGCAGGAAGCCUAUAAGAGUAAAGCCACGUGGGAGCUGCUGCGGAGCCUCGUGGUGUUCUGGCUCUGCUCUGUGGACCCCCUGGUGGACCGGAAUCAGCAGCUACUACAGUUAUCAAGAAAACUUCUUGGACAGAACCUCUUUGAAGCAAUGAUGAAGAUGACUUUCUAUGGACAGUUUGUUGCUGGAGAAGACCAGGAAUCCAUUAAGCCACUCAUAAGACGCAACAGAGCAUUUGGUGUGGGGUCUGUCUUGGACUACAGUGUGGAAGAAGAUCUUACCCAAGAGGAGGCAGAAAAGAAGGAAAUUGAAUCUUCUACUGCUGAAGCUGAAAAGGAAAAUCUUGGUCCAGUGCAGCGAGAGAAGAAAUACCAAGUACAACCUGGUUUUGGCGACAGACGUGGAGGCGUCAUCAGUGCCCGAACAUAUUUUUAUGCUGAUGAAGCCAAGUGUGACCAUCACAUGGAGAUCUUUCUGAAAUGUAUUGAAGCUUCAGGUGGAAGUUCCGAGGAUGGAUUUUCUGCAAUAAAGUUGACUGCUUUAGGAAGACCACAAUUUCUGUUGCAGUUUUCUGAAGUGCUUGUAAAAUGGCGGAGGUUUUUCCACCAGCUGGCAGCAAAUCAGGGCCAAGCUGGACUUGCUGCUGUUGAAAUUCAGCUCGAAGUGGAGAAGUUAAAGGAGAGCCUGGCAAAUCUUGGAAUUGCUACAAAAGAUGAAAUUCAUAACUGGUUCACGGGUGAGAAUCUCGGACUAUCGGGGACUAUGGAUCUGCUUGAUUGGAACAGUUUAAUUGACAGCCGAACCAAGCUCUCCAAACUUCUUUUGGUGCCAAAUUUACAGAGCGGUCAGGUAGAGGCCCUCUUGUCCAGGUUCACCGAAGAAGAGGAUCUGCAGAUGAAGAGAAUGUUGCAGAGAAUGGAUGUUCUCGCAAAGAAAGCAGUGGAAACAGGUGUUCGGUUGAUGGUCGAUGCAGAGCAGACCUAUUUCCAACCCGCAAUCAGCCGUUUGACUUUGGAAAUGCAGCGUAAAUUUAAUAAGGACAAUCCCAUUAUUUUCAACACCUACCAGUGCUACUUAAAGGAAGCAUAUGACAAUGUGACUGCGGAUGUAGAGCUGUCUAGACGGGAGGGCUGGCAUUUUGGUGCUAAACUUGUAAGAGGGGCUUACAUGCAGCAAGAGAGGAGCCGAGCAGCAGAGGUGGGCUACGAGUCCCCGAUCAAUCCCACUUAUGAGAAGACUAAUGAGAUGUAUCAUAGAUGCCUUGAUUAUGUCUUGGAGGAGAUCCGACACAAUCGUAAAGCAAAUGUGAUGGUAGCCUCUCACAAUGAAGACACAGUGAAAUUCACUCUGAAAAGAAUGAAUGAACUAGGUCUUUGUCCUGAAGAGAAAAAAGUAUACUUCGGACAGUUGCUGGGAAUGUGCGACCAGAUAAGUUUUCCUCUUGGGCAAGCAGGGUAUCCUGUAUAUAAAUAUGUUCCCUAUGGACCCGUUAAUGAAGUUCUACCUUACCUGUCCAGAAGAGCACAGGAGAACCGAAGCCUCAUGAAAGGAGCUGCUAGAGAUCGGGCGCUUCUCUGGAGGGAGUUCAAGAGACGUCUGCUAACUGGCAACCUUUUCUAUGCUCCCAGAUUCUAGAGGGACCUUUUGACCUGUGGUGGAACUGACAAAAUGGCUAUAUAUAUAUAUAUGUGACGUAAAUUCUCUAUAACCAUAGUAAUGGACAAGAUAUCUAUUUGCUUUGAUAGAAGCACAUUAUGGGUUGCUGUUGAGCAUCAAACAUGAAAUAACAUUUGUAAUGUCAUUUUUAAGCAGAGCUCUUACCUUUAGGGAACCUUUGCCUGUGUAUUAGGCAAUUUUAUUUACAACAGGAAAUUUGAUCUGAUCGCUGCUCCUCAAACCUUGAAAAUAUAGGGGGAAGAUUUAUCAUAGACUGCUGGCAUACGCUGGGCAAUGAUAAGCAGGCACUCUGCCGGAGGCUAUUACAAGGCGGCAGAGUAACAUAACUUGCACAAACAUUUUGGUGUUGAAGAAAUUGUGAACACACAGUUUGCAACUUUUCACACCAGAAAACUACUGUACAUUUGUGAUACCUCUAACACUUAGUUUCUGUGUAUUCUCUGAUUAUUGUAUGAUGUAUUCUCUACAAGUCUAGAUGUAUCGAAGAACCCUUUUACUGAACAUUAAAUAGAACUGGAUUUAUUCAGAGAAUAUAUUUAAAAUGAUAUGGGGACCGUAUUACACUUAUCAGUGGAAUAGUGUAAUCAAACUGCAAGCCCUUAUUUUAGAUAUUUGGAUCUAUAGUGUAUAGUGACUUUGUGUCUGAUGAGCUGACAAUCAUGGGUGCCAUGUUUACCCGUCUUAAAUUAAAAGUUAGAGAGCAAGAGUUUAUAUUUCCGGGAUGUACACGGUAAAGACAAUGCAGGCUACAUCUCAUAAGCAGCUUCUGGCUGCAGUUUAAGAGCUGAAAACUGAUUAGCUGCUUAGGGUUAAAACAUAUUGGUAUACCUAUGACCCUGGCUUUAAAGGGGUUGUGUCCCUUCAGCAAAAAGGCAUUUAUCAUGUAGAGAAAGUUAAUACAAGCCAUUUACUAAUGUAUUGUGAUUGUCCAUAUUGCUUCCUUUCCUGGCUGGAAUAAUUUUUCUAUCCCAUUAUACACUGUUUGUAUCCAGCAGCGGUGGCCGUACUUACACACUAUAGAAAAAGUCGCCAACCUGUCUGGUGGCCGGGACUGCGGAAGAGUGCACGGGCCUGUGCUUUUUCCUAAAGUGUGCAAGCACGACCACCUCUGCUCGAUUAAAGGGUGGUUGUAAACAUGGAAAGGAGCAGUGUAAAAUGUGAUAGGGCAACCAUGCUAGAGAUCCCCUUGGAGGUAAAUUGUAAAGGAGACUUAAAUAUUUGCAAUUACAGCAAUUUAAAGUCCAGAAACUCCCAGCUACCAAAGACCACAAAUUGAAAAAGAUAGCUGAUUAGAGAUGGUUGAUGGUCAAUGGGUCAAUGGGCAGUUCUGGUGUGAAAACAAUUCUCUCUCUAUAUUUAUAUAUUUCAGGGAAUUUUUCAGUGCUAGGGCCAGUAUCCAAGAAGUCAGCCCUGAAUAUGUUUAAAGCUUAGAAAAAUUGUUUAACAUCAAAGUUUCCUAACUUGCAAGUAAACGAGUAUCCAUGAUGUGAAAACCAGUAGCCAAUAUGGCAAGUGUAAACUAUUUUAGGUCAAAAGUAAGGCCCCUUUCGCACAAGCAAAUUUUUUUUCGUGCAGGUGCGAUGCGUGAGGUGAACACAUAUCACCCCCACUGAAACCUGACCCAUUCAUUUCAAUGGGUCUGUCAAAUGAGCCUUUUUUAUUUUCACGCAUCAUGUCUGCAUUGCAUGAGAAUCGCAGCACGUU